GAAAAUUUCAAAGGAAAACUAUGGGCGCAAGCUGAGUCCUUGAGGUACAGCAGGACUCGUUGACUCGAAAACAAAUCAAACAUACAAAAUUACUCCGACCAAUCUACAAACAGCUCAAAUCAAAUCCAAUCAAAUCAAUUGCAUCGCAGUGUAGUUCUUCAGAACAAUCUCCGCAGAGAAUCAGAAUUCGCGCAUUUGAAUUCUCUCAAUUAUCAAAAACAGUAAUCUCAUUCUCAUCCACAUAAUCCCGCCGCAACGGAGGGGAGCUCCAUGGUUGUGUUGUUCAAAAGCUCAUCUGCAAUUGCGAUUUUGGGCUGCUAAUCUACUACUCAUCCACUGAGAGCAUGUCGAAAUCGCUGCCCUAUUCGAUGAAAGAUGUACAUUACGACAAUGACAAGUUUCGCCAGCGAUCGAUAUGCAGGGUGAUCACGCAAAAUAUUUUAACCAAUAAUGUACAACGUGAAUGUAUAAAGUGCAGUACAGGGAAGUUUCUUGUGAUUCUGAUGAUUUUUGGCAUUACAUACCUUAUAUUGACACACACAAGCGAUAAUCCUUCUCCCUUAAAAGGCAUAGCCAAACAUGUCGGGACCGAAGUAGGUAACAACUUCUUCACAGAUGAAAAGGGCCGAUUCAGAAGAUUGUGGCCAAAGCCUCCUAGGCUUCCCCCUCGUUUAUCACCCGAUGAAAUAAUCAGUAGGAAUAAGACUAGUCAUGACAAGAUAGAUUCUGGGCCCGAUUGGAAGUCCAGGCAAGAAAAGGUCAAACGAGCAUUUAUUCACGCAUGGUCCGGUUAUCGCAACUUCUCAAUGGGAUAUGACGAGCUUAUGCCCUUAAGCAAGAAGGGAAUUGAUGGCUUAGGUGGUUUAGGAGCCACCAUUAUAGAUGCUCUCGACACGGCUUUGAUAAUGGGAAUUGACGAAAUUGCCCACGAAGCAGGCUCAUGGAUCGAGAAAAAUCUCGCGGAGAAAAUUAGCGAGAGAGGCCAAGUGAAUCUAUUCGAGACAACAAUACGUGUUCUUGGAGGUCUAUUGAGUGCUUAUCAUUUGAGUGGGGGUGAAAAUGGUGGUAAUGCUUCGACUGUAGAGCCUAAUCCGGCUGUUUAUCUCGAUAAUGCUAAGAAAUUGGCUGAUCGUCUCAUAAUCGCUUUCACAUCGAGCCCGACUGCUAUUCCCUUCAGCGAUGUUGUUCUGAGGGACAGCACUGCACAUCCUGCGCCUGAUGGGUUAAGCAGCACGGCCGAAGUUUCUACUCUCCAGCUCGAGUUUAAUUAUCUGAGUGCUUUGACUGGCGAUCGAAAGUACGCAGUUGAGUCUAUGAAAGUUUUGGAACACAUGAAGACUUUGCACAAAGUCAAAGGGCUGGUUCCUAUAUAUAUCAACCCUCGUACUGGGGAGUUUAGUGGGGAAAAUAUUAGGCUUGGAUCACGUGGCGAUAGCUACUAUGAGUACCUCAUAAAAGUUUGGCUUCAAAAUCUAGGAAGUAAUUUGACUUAUUUGCACGAGAUGUACGAAGAGUCAAUGAAAGGUGUCAAGGAACUUCUCGUCCGGAAAACUGUGCCCAAUGGAUUGGUUUUUGUAGGAGAAUUGCCUUAUGGCGCUCAAGGUGACUUCAGUCCGAAAAUGGAUCACUUGGUAUGUUUCCUCCCGGGCACUCUUGCUCUCGGUGCCACAAAGGGCAUGCUGAAAGAAAAGGCAAUGAGAGAGAACUUGCUCGAUUUUGAAGAUUUAGAAAAUUUGAAACUUGCUGAAGAUCUAACUAAGACAUGUUACGAGAUGUAUUCAGUUACUUCAACUGGUCUUGCUCCAGAAAUAGCGUACUUCAAGACCGAGGGGCAUAGUGAAGAUGGCUCUGGUGGUGGGAAUAAGAGUUCAAUGUAUGCUGAAGAUAUCAUCAUAAAACAAGCGGAUCGUCAUAAUCUCUUACGCCCCGAAACUGUUGAGUCACUUUUCUAUAUGUUCCGCAUCACCGAAGAUCCCAAAUACCGUGAGUGGGGUUGGAAGAUUUUCGAAGCAUUCGAGGAACACACAAAGGUUGACUCGGGAGGUUACACUUCACUCAACGAUGUAACUGUAGUUCCCCCACCCAAGAGAGACAAAAUGGAGACUUUUUUCCUGGGCGAAACACUAAAGUAUCUCUAUUUAUUGUUUGGCGAUAGUAAUGUCUUACCGUUAGACAAGUAUGUAUUCAACACAGAAGCUCAUCCUUUUCCCAUCCGAAGAAAUGAUGCUCUCACAUGAUAAAAAUUCAAACUCGACUGAAAUCAUCCCGAAUUUCACCAAAAGAAACAAUUUUGGCUUGCUCACACGACAUUUCUAAGGAAAUCAUUCCUCAAAGCGGGUGAAGUUUGGCGAACGAGUUAAAAAGUGCAGAAAGGCAUUCGAAUUUUUGCUAUCUUGAAGCUUAUUCUUCAAUAAUUCUUCUUUUCAUUUACUUUAUUGUGUACUAAAAGUUAAUACAGUUAACAUAUUGGGAUUUAAAGGCAGUGGAAUGCUGAAAAAUUCUGCCAAUUUAUUUACAGUUGACAGUGGAGUUAUACAAAAUUAGAUACAAUUUUUCCAUUGUACUCUCAAAAGUUACAUAUCGUCUCAUGAUUCGACUGUUAGAAAAUUAGAAUGCCGGAUGGUUUUUAUUUUCAUGGCUAUGUUGUUAUUUUAUUCCAAUCUUUUUUAUUAGCUUUGCGUCAUUAUCUGUUUCUGCACGGGCUUGACAUUAGAAACAAAUGAUCUCCAUCUCUUACGACACUUAUGUCGUCUAUUUCUGCAUCCUCUGCGUUUACUAACCUUGUAAGACUUUCGUCUCCAAAUUUUUCACCUGCAGAUUCACAAAGUGAUGAUCAGAUAAUAGUGAUAUACAGUACCAGGUAGAAUGAUGAGCUUUGGGAGCUGAUUUUCUGCGUGUUUUCUCAUUUGACACUUCACGUGAAUCGUAACCCUCUUCUUUAAUCCCGAUUGCAUUACUUGCACAUUAGUUGGAUUUUUGCAACUGCUCGAGCUGACAUUUGUGGGUAUUUUGUAAUUGUUGGCUUCAUGAUCCAUUAUGAGGUCGUAUAAGUUUAAAUUCGGAAUUUUUGCACCCAUUUGGCGAUUAAUUGUUUCUUCAUGCAGAUUGCCAUGAUCUCUAUCGAGCCAAUUCUUGAGGAUCAGAUCAGGAUCUUGGUGCUCCUCAAUGUCGAAACCAUUGUAUAGUUUCAGUUUCUUGCAG
Striga asiatica is the source of this 3201-nucleotide messenger RNA. The record is from the annotation of a GenBank genome assembly. NCBI's taxonomy places the organism in Eukaryota, Viridiplantae, Streptophyta, Magnoliopsida, Lamiales, Orobanchaceae.